GAUUAAAACUUGGGGCAUGUUGUAUUUUGUCCAAAAAUCCAACAUGGCCGCUGUAUUCCAAAAUGGCACAUUUUUUCACACUUUUUGCUAUGCUAUGGGGACAUUUCUGGUAAAAACACAGUGUAAUUUUAGCAAAAAACUGUCCUUUUCUAUCAAAGACAUAGCCAUGUCCAUAGCUUACUGUUUACUGUAAUAUUCCUCUUUUUUAUCUAUUUCUCUUUUCAAUCUCAAAGGUAUACAUGUAAACUAGCGAAUGUAUGGUUGUGAAUGGGAUGAUGUGACUGAAGCCACGAAAGCUUUUCAGCAGGAUGGUUAUGAUGGAGAGGACUUUCUCUCUCUGGAUUUGGAGAACAUGAGAUACAUCGCUCCAGUGCCACAGGCACUCCUUACUAAACAGAAGUAUGACCGAAACAAGGCUAUGAUGGAAAAUGAUAAACACUACUUCACCCAGACAUGCGUUGAGUGGCUGAAGAAGUAUGUUCAAUAUGGGAGCAGCACUCUGGGAAGGAAAGUCCGCCCUGAGGUCUCCCUUUUGAAAAAAGGCUCUGCAGUGGUGUGCUAUGCUACUGGUUUCUACCCUGAUGGAGUGAUGAUCACCUGGAAGAGAGAUGGAGAGGAGAUGCAGGAGAAUGUGGAUGUGGGGGAGACAUUGCCCAAUGAGGAUGGAACCUUCCAGAAUAGAGUUGUGCUCACUGUAUCAGAUCAGGAUCUGAAGGAGCACCAGUACACCUGUGAGGUGGCCCAUCAGAGUGGAGAGACCAUCAUCUUGGAUGAAACUGAGAUAAAGUGCAGCAACCCAAACUCUGUUCCUCUUGGUCCCAUCAUUGGUGUGGCUGUUGCGCUCAUUGUUUUGAUUGCCAUCGUUGCUGGGUUUGUCGUGAUGAAAAAUAAAAAGAAGGAUGGCUUUACUGGUGUUAAAACUGAGGAAGGCUCCCAGACCUCAAGUGAAAGAGCGUAAGGCUCCAAACUGCUGGAAAUGAAGGGAAGAUGGCAAAAGUGUAAAAUGUUUUUGACCUCAUAAUAUGAAGAUAUAGUCAGAGAUUGGUUUUCUAUUACAUUAAAGUCAACAGAUUAAGGAUGUGGGAAUUACUGAUCAUCAUCCAAAUAUAACAUUUAAACAAAAACUGCUAUACAGUUGCUAUACAAAUAGCUACCAGAAUUUAUAUUACCAUUUAAUUUACUAUAUUUCAGAGUGGGAUGUGGUAUAUUUUUUUCCAGCUGUGUAAAUUAAGUUCUUUGGAUUAUAUGUUUUGAUUUUUAAUGUGACAAGUUAAUGUUUUCUGUAAGUUAAUUAAUAUACAUUGAUUUAAUUCUUAAGAUAUGUUAAGCUCUUUUUAUUAUUCUAGUCCUGUAGUAGUUCAUCAUUCUGGAGUUUGGGAAUGUAAAUUUAAGUUUUUGCUAUGUGCUUUAAUUUUCCAAUCAUUACCAACAGCAUGUAAGCAUUGUGUCAAUUUAAGUAGCUAAUGGUUCACAUGCUUUUUGGAAUCUUUUUAUUUUAUUUUUGAUACUGUAGUUCACAUCAUGUGAAUUAUUUGUGAUUUGUUCACUGAUUUGAUUUACAAAGGUAAUAAAAAAUAAAAUUAGUAAGACCA
Messenger RNA from Alosa alosa (allis shad), 1592 nucleotides. Its product is annotated as patr class I histocompatibility antigen, A-2 alpha chain-like. Lineage: Eukaryota; Metazoa; Chordata; Actinopteri; Clupeiformes; Clupeidae. Gene Ontology annotation, cellular component: external side of plasma membrane. The record is from RefSeq and is a predicted model, not a curated record. Gene Ontology annotation, biological process: immune response.